UUGUCCUCAGAGUGAAGGUUUUGUUUUAAGCUCUUUGUACAGUAGCAUCUGAAUAGGUUGGUGUCAUCAUGGUGUCUUUGGACUGGUUUUUAUGUUUGACACUUGUGGGGUUCUUUUCCAUAACUGGUGCUGAUUAUGAAGUCUUUCAGACCCAGGAGGAAGCCGCCCAGAUCCUCCGAAGAACUAAGCGUGCGAACUUCAUGCUCGUCGAGGAGAUCCUAAAGGGCAACUUGGAAAGAGAGUGCCAUGAAGAACUCUGCACCUAUGAGGAAGCCAGAGAAGUUUUUGAAGACACAGACAAAACGAACAAAUUUUGGGCCGUUUACAAAGAUGGUGACCAGUGCAGUCCCAACCCCUGCCAGCACGGAGGGACGUGCACUGACCAGGUUGGAGGAUACGAGUGCAAAUGCAUGGAGCUUUACAGGGGGGCAAACUGUGAAACUGAUGUGUCACAGUGCACCAUCGAUGAGCCCCACAGCUGUGAGCAGUUUUGCCACCCUGAGUCCUAUAACACAUUUGUCUGUUCCUGCACCAGCGGAUACCAGCUGCAUUCAGAUGGGAGGUCUUGUAUCCCAAAAGUGAAAUUUCCUUGCGGGAAGGGGCAUCUCCUAGCCAUUCCUGAGGGCAGCGGAAAGGCCAGAUCUUCAGAAGCUGAGGCUCUGCUCUGUCCUCAGGGACAAUGCCCUUGGCAGGCAAUGCUCAUCAAUGAAGACAACCAAGUAUUUUGUAGUGGAGCUGUUCUGGGGCAGUACUGGGUGGUGACCACAGCAAGCUGCAUCCCAGCACUUCAGAGAUUUUACGUUUCUGUCGGAGGGCCGACCAAGGGUGGCGAGGGUCAGGGACGGAUGUUGAACGUGUCUCAAUUUGUGGCGCACGCGAGGUACUCGGCCGAGCACCCGGCCAACGAUUUAGCUCUCCUCCGCCUGGAAACGCCCCUCGAGUUCAGCCGACGCGUCUUCCCCAUUUGCCUCCCCGAGAAGGAUUUUGCGGAGAACGUGCUGAUGCUGGGCACGGGAGGCGUGAUUGGGGGGCCGAAGGCGGGGGACGCGGGGGGCAGGAACGCCAGCCUCUUGAACAGGCUCUCCUACCUUCCUCUGGAAUCCUGCCGGGAGAGGCAUAACUUCACCGUCACCAACAAGAUGUUCUGCAUGGAAGGGCCAGGGGAGGGCGGCUGUGACGUGAAACCCGGCUCCCCUGUGAUAACCUCUCACAAGGGCACCUCGUUCCUCACCGGCAUCCUCACCUCCCCGCCCAGCGGCUACGACUGCAGGCAGGGGUACGUCUUCAACAAGGUCUCCAGACACCUGUCAUGGAUUAACCAGCAUACAAGGACCUCCACCUAGCCAGCCCCGCGGCGCCGGGAAAGAACUGCUUUCACGCUCUCGCCUGACAGCCCUGUGCCGCGCAGCGCAGGGAAGCCACGUGCUGAAGAAAGAGCCCGGGAAAACCGUGAGCGCUGACUAAAUCGCUAGUGGAUGGCUUAGAAAGGGAUGGGAUCGAAUCGUUUUUCCCAUCGGCAUGUGUACAUCCGCGCAAACUUCCAAGUGAACAAAUCGACAAAAGGAAACCGACAUUGAUUUAUGACCAGCCUGUUGCGCGGGAUUUUACAGCAAUGUCUAACUUAUGGAAAGAGAAUAAGAUUCAAACUCAAUAUAUAUAUUUUUUUGGGGGUCAAACAAUAUUUGUUUUCUCCUUCUGUCAGGAGCCGGUAAUCAUGCUAUUCUUGGUAUAAACUAUGCUCACAUUUUACAGCCCCAUACAUUUAGCUACGGAAUACAACCGCAUAUUAAACGGUGCAUCAUUGA
This is a messenger RNA of Lepisosteus oculatus (spotted gar), 1805 nucleotides long. It is a transcript of the gene prozb, whose product is annotated as protein Z, vitamin K-dependent plasma glycoprotein b. NCBI's taxonomy places the organism in Eukaryota, Metazoa, Chordata, Actinopteri, Semionotiformes, Lepisosteidae. The record is from RefSeq and is a predicted model, not a curated record. Gene Ontology annotation, molecular function: calcium ion binding; serine-type endopeptidase activity. Gene Ontology annotation, cellular component: extracellular region. Gene Ontology annotation, biological process: proteolysis; blood coagulation.